GGGGACUCGGGGCCCCGCCCCCGAAGUCCGGAAAAGGCGGGGUGGCUUCGGCGUCUCGUUCCGUCUGUGGACGGGGUGCCUUCUUCGGACCCCGGCGGUCGGGGCUGCUGUGCGGUGUCGGAGUUCGGGUUCGUCUGUUCGAGGGCGUGGUCUUUAGCAAGUCACAGGCUCGGCCGCCAUGAAGGUGAAGAUUAAGUGCUGGAACGGUGUGGCCACUUGGCUCUGGGUAGCCAAUGACGAGAACUGCGGCAUCUGCAGGAUGGCGUUUAAUGGCUGCUGUCCAGACUGUAAGGUGCCUGGGGACGACUGCCCUCUGGUGUGGGGACAGUGUUCGCACUGCUUCCACAUGCACUGCAUCCUCAAGUGGCUGAACGCGCAGCAGGUGCAGCAGCACUGCCCCAUGUGUCGCCAAGAGUGGAAGUUCAAGGAGUGAGGCCUGUGUUCCCUCUGCCAGCGCUGGGCCCUGGUUCUGCACUGGGGACAAGGAUGCCUUCCUUUUGGCUGAAACAAGGAGGUCUUUUUGUUUGUUCGUUUUUUCAUUGCAUCAUUGACACUUUUAUUCAAUAAGUAAACUCAUUAAAGUCCCGAGCCUUGCUGGA
Molecule: messenger RNA, 599 nt
Organism: Alexandromys fortis (reed vole)
Lineage: Eukaryota; Metazoa; Chordata; Mammalia; Rodentia; Cricetidae
Gene: Anapc11
Product: anaphase promoting complex subunit 11
Exons: 3
Coding region: 179-433 (84 amino acids)
Biological process (GO): anaphase-promoting complex-dependent catabolic process; protein ubiquitination; positive regulation of mitotic metaphase/anaphase transition
Cellular component (GO): anaphase-promoting complex; nucleus
Molecular function (GO): ubiquitin protein ligase activity; cullin family protein binding; zinc ion binding
Source: RefSeq, a predicted model, not a curated record